Vitrella brassicaformis is the source of this 4034-nucleotide messenger RNA. The record is from the annotation of a GenBank genome assembly. NCBI's taxonomy places the organism in Eukaryota, Vitrellaceae.
GCUUGCAGCUCUCCAUCAAGAGGAGAAGUCAUGGCGCCUGGUGAAGGCACAGCAGCCGGCUCUGUGCCGGGCUCUGCAAGAGGCUCCAAAUUGUCUGGAGCGCCCUUCCACAACGUCGCCGAAAUCAGGUCGCCGAGCAGUCAGCAGGGCAGCUUCUCGCCCCUCAAGAAGGCAGCAUCGCUGCUCAGGUCGAGCUUUGGUGGGGAGGCCUCACCCGGUGCCGGUGCUGAUGCCUCCCCCGCCUCCAUGGAGGAGCAGAGGAGGGAGUGGCUGGGUGCGGCAAGGCGCGGCUCCAGCGGCCUGCCGCCAAACCUCGAUGCCGGCCUGGGUGUCGACCCGCAGCAGGUGUUUGAGCGGCUCGGGAGCGCCGCAUCGCGGCUGUCUUCCCAACUGAGCCACCAGAUGUCUCGGCUGAGCCGGCGGAUGAGCUCACAGAGGGAGGGGCCGCCGGGGGAGGAAAUGCGGAUUGAGCCGCUGACCGGGAUAGAGGAGGGGGAACAGGAGGAGGAUGCGGGGUUUGGCCUGACGAGGCCGUCCGACAGGGAUGACAUGGUGUUGGUGAGGAGGGCUUCGAAUGUGGGGUGGCGUUACGUGAGCGCCAAGCGGUCGGUGGACCUCUUCUGGCUCGAGAAGAUCCUCCUCAUUUGGGAUGCUGCUCAGGUAGGUGUCCAUCGAUCGAUGGAUCUGACCUGAGGCUAUCUCUCUCUCUGUCUCUGUGUCUCUCUCUGUCUGUCUGUCCGUCUGUCUGUCUGUCUCUUUGUGUCUCUCUUUGUGAAUGUGUGUCUCUGUGUGUGCAUAUCAGAUAUGGGGUUUGUGUUGGGUGAUGUUUCAGCCUUACCUGCCUUAUCAGUGGAACUACCGCACCAAGUUCUCCGUCUGGUUCAAUAUGGACAUUGCCAACUCGGAGUUCAGACCGCUGCCGGGUGGGCUGGCCGGACAGACAAAUCACACAACUACUGCUCGCAGCAGACGUGUCCUUGUCUCUUUGUCUAUAGGUCACCGCCGAGUGAAUGAGCUGACAUUGAAUAGAUGGGAAAGGUGAGACACGAGAAACCUCAUUGUUGGUCUGUUUGUGUCCCUAUCUUUAUGUGUCUCUGUGUACAUGUGUCCAGGGUUGUGUACCUGUUCGUUUGGGCUGCAUAUCCUCUUGUUUUGCUCGGGCUGCGCCACCUGUAUGUCAAGUCCAGGGUGAAGAGAGGCAUUUACACACCUGGUGAGGGAACCAAGACAGCAAGGCAGACAGAGAGCAAACAGACACAGGGUCUUCUCUCUCGGUGCCUGUGUAUGGGCGUGUCGGUGAAUGAAGACAUGAAGGCGAGCAGCGAGCGGUGGCUGCUGCUUGCCUGCAUGAUAACCUACACGUGGUUCCUCAUGGGCACACUCCCAAUCGUCUUCUGCCAAGUGUGCGACCUGCUCACCAACAGCCACACGAGACACAAACGAUGGUUGGCUGGGUGUCUGGAUUCUGCUGUGUGUCAGGACGAUUGGGACGGGUGCGAUCCGUGGUGGUAUUUCAUAUUGAGGAUGGUGCUUGGGGUGUACUGCGUCGGAAUGGCCGUAUGUGUGCCCGUGCUCGUCUUCAAACUCAUUCACAGACAGAUUGUGGCCGACGACAACGAAGCACACGAACGGUGGGCGAACGGCAGGCUGGCGAUGAGACGUGGACGCUGCUGUCUGUCUGUGCAGGUAUCUUCGUUUGAAGGAGACAGAGUAUCUGUUGGACCUGAACAGCCACUGGGACCACGGACACAUCUGGCUCUUCUCAUCAUACAAGCGAAGCCUCCUCAGGCACGCAACACAAACAAAGGACCAAAGACGGAAAGAAGCCUUCUUGCCGUGUGUGUGUGUGUGUGUGUGUGCAGGGUGUACCACCGCCCGAUUUUGUUUGCCGUCAAGUUCAUCAUGGUGCUCGUGUACUCGUGUUUUCCGACGCUGUCUUUCAUCCCGCAGAGCGAGCGGAACAUGACACAGGCGAUGAUCGUGUGCGUUGCCCUGUUGUUCGUCACGAUACUCACAUGGGUGCGCAAGCUCUACAGGUGACGGAAUCUGAAAUGAAUAAUGACCACCACGCAAUUCUGCGGUGUUUGUUCAUUUUUGCUCCCGUGUGUGUGUCUGGAUGCAGGUGUUACAGCACUUGGUUGCUGCAGCAGGCCUUCUUCUGGAACAUGUGCGCCUACUCCCUCAUCGCCGCCAUCAAAACUGUCGAGGGAUACAACUCCGUCUUCCUCGUCGACGCAACACGUAACAAGCAUUCCAUCCAUCCCAAAACCGCACAUGAAUGCUAUCUGCGCGUCUGGCAGUGUCGCUGAUCCUGAUCAGCAUCCACAUGGCCAUCGGCAUCUUCAUUGGGGUAAGCUGUACAGACACACUCGUGGCAACGGCACGCAGCACAUCCGCGCUGGUCUGUCUCUGCCUGCAGAUAGUGCUGUUGAUCUGUAUGGGCCGCAGUGCCCUUCGCGGCCUCUGGCCCGUCACACUCGAAGAUGCGGACGAGAUCGCCAUGGGUGAGACAUGGAAGGGGCUGAUGAAGCCAGCACUCACUGUGGAAGGCGCCUGUCUGUGUGUUUGUCGCCUGGUCAGAGCACGAAGACGUUGUGCACGACCUGCAGCUGGCAAAGAGGAUGCUCGAAGAGGUCAGACACCCACGUACAAGGGGAGACAUGCAGGAACGAUGUGGCUUGGAAUGUGUGUUUUGCAGUAUGGCGUGACCAACCGUCGCUACAUCCCCGUCGACAGGGUGCAGGCGAUGAUGCAGAACCUCGAGUACCACCUUAACGCCACCAGGAAAUACGACCAGUGAGGAGAAACAAGGACUGGACAUGGCGACAGCAUACACUCAUGUGUGCGUGCGUAAAAUCAGUCCAUUCCACUGGACCGUGGUUGACGUGCUCGAGGACAUCACCGACCUCUACGCCGAAGUCAAAGCGGUGAGCGACCAGCCAAACACAGGAAGACCCGAAAUUAGCUGGGCGGCGGGGCUGUGUGCGUCGGCCAGAUGUCCUACUUGCCGCAUCCAGCACUCGAGGGAGUCCUCAUCCCUGUAAGAAAGGACAAUGUGGCGUCAGCCUGAUGGUUAAUGGCUGAUUGGAUUUGUGUUGUCAUUUCAGCUCCAGAAAGCUCUGCGGGCUCGCCGCCAGGAACUGGUGCUCAUGAACCCGAAGAAGAGAAGAAUUCUUCUCAAGCUGGGUGAAAGACCUACACACAUUGCCUGUCGUCUGUCUCUCAUUCUUUCUGCCUGUCCGUUCUUAGUUGCCCUUCGCGCCCUGUGUGGCAAAUAUCUGACGGAAUUUGACGUGGCGCCACUCGACGGUGAGACCAGAAGACGUGGCUCUCUCGGUCUGCUGACAGUGUCAUUCCCUUGUGUAGAUCGGUACGCGUUGCCGUCCGGGGAGACACCCGACUACCUCAGCCUGCCGCUGAUCGGUGUGACGACACCCAAAAUGGGCAACAGGAAGUCACUGCUCCUUUCCUUAGGACAGCAGGACGAGGCACAACAAAGGUGACCAUCACCCACAGCAGCACACCGAGGCAUCAUGCGUGUCACCCUCUCUCUCUUGCGUCGCGCCCUCAGGUUACUUGACCCCUCUGCACAGCUGCUGCCCGAAGGCCCUGACGUAUCGCCAGACAUAUCCCCGACGCGUAUCGGCCGGCCAUCGGACGAGGAGGAAGACCAUGCGGAGGUGGAGCCGGAAAAUGCCGAUCUGUUGGGGGAGCAGGCAGACGAUGAAGCGGGGUAUGAGGGGGAAGAGGAAGAGGAAGAAGAAUACGACUACGGUGAGGGCGAUGAGGAAGAGGAAGAGGAGGCAGAAGAAGAGGAAGGGGAAGAAGAACAGCCCGAUGAAGAGGAAGGCGAAGGCGAGCAGGAGGGGGGGCAAGAAGAAGACGACAAUGAUUGAUUGAUGGGUACUUUUUGAAGACAGGCGUGUGUGUGCAUUUUUCAAAGCCUUUCUUCAUGUCAGAUGCAGGGGGAUUGCACUGUCUUACCAUGCAUGCAUUCAUUCCAUGCAUGACGUCUACCUAUCCCUCAAUUCCAG